This is a messenger RNA of Aegilops tauschii subsp. strangulata, 582 nucleotides long. Lineage: Eukaryota; Viridiplantae; Streptophyta; Magnoliopsida; Poales; Poaceae. The record is from RefSeq and is a predicted model, not a curated record.
AUGCCGUCGUGGAAGGAUGGAGAGGAGAGCAGCGAGGAGGAGGAGCUGGUCGGCAUGGAUCUGGAGCAGCACUGGGCGAACCCUGGCACCACUAUAGAUGCAUCCUUCUGUGGUAGAGCUGCAGAUGCAAGCAUCACAUGUAGACUGCACUUGGCCCCAUGCAUGAAAUAUGUUGCAUUUGAAGGAAAGGACACUGGGAGGAGGUUCUAUGGAUGUGUUGUUCCUCAGUUGCAAGAAUCAAAUUGGGUUGAUGCCCCAUGGCCUUCUAUUCUGCAAAGAUGUUUGGAGAAGAUAUGGGAGAUGUUUCAUGAGGAGAAUCAUGGCAGAAUGAUUGACCAUGAGAAGUAUAAGAAAGAGUUGGACAAGGUCAACAAGCAGUUGGAUACACUUGGGGAUCAGUACAAUCAGAACAACAGGGUCAUGAGUGAUGAAGAGUUCAAGCAGAAGCAGAUGGAUGUGGACAAGGACAUGGAGAAGCUAGCUAUCAGCAAGGAGAAGCAGAGUGCUGACUUUGGCAAGAUGAAGGAGAUGGAGAAGCUGGCUCAGGAGCUGAAGGAGAUGAAGUGCAUUCUUAGGUCCUAG